ACCCUCCCAAUCCCUCUUCUUCCCCUUCUUUUUUUCUCUUUCUUUCUUUCGGGUUCGAUGGAAACCCAGCCUUGCUGGGUUCGUCGACCAGCCAAGGCUGGGUUUGGAUGAACCCAGCUUGCUGGGUUCGGUGGAAACCCAACCUUGCUAGGUUCGUCGACCAGCCAAGGCUGGGUUUCGACGAACCCAGCCAAGGCUGGGUUCCGUUGAACCUAGCUUUGCUGGGUUCGCGACAAGCCAAGGCUGGGUUCGCCGGAACCCAGCCUUGCUGGGUUCGGUUGAAACCCAGCCUUCAACCGAACCCAGCUUUGCUGAGAAAGCUUGGUUCUUGGUUUGAGGUUUCAAUGAAACCAGUAGCUCAAGUUUCCCUGAGAAAGGAGAAGAAGAGGAAAUGGGUGGGUUAAGGUCGGUUUUGUAGAUGGAGUGGAGAUGAGAAGCAUUCACGGAAGAAAAAGAAAUGAGUUAAGAUCGAUUUUGCAGAUGGUGAAGAUGAAAGACCAGUUUGCAGGUAACUGGAAUCCAUUUGAGGGUUUUGUGUGAAGAAGAUGAAGAUGACAUGUUAUAAAAAAAAAAAGGUCCA
Molecule: messenger RNA, 580 nt
Organism: Rubroshorea leprosula
Lineage: Eukaryota; Viridiplantae; Streptophyta; Magnoliopsida; Malvales; Dipterocarpaceae
Source: the annotation of a GenBank genome assembly